UCGUCGGCACGUCCUCCUCCGCGACUCCCCCAGGAGGAGCACCUGUUCAGCGUGUCGUUCCGCAAGUACGGGCGCUCGCUGCACGCGCGCAUCGAGCACUACCAGCACCGGUUCAGCUUCGACUCCCACGACCCCGCCGUCUUCGCCGCCUCCACCGUCACCAAACUCAUCGAGCAUUACAAGGACCCGGCGUGUGUGAUGUUCUUCGAGCCGAUGCUGACAGCUCCACUGCCGCGCAGCGAGCCAUUCUCUCUGCAGCAACUCGCGCGGGCUGUCAUCGUCUCGCAUACUAGUUACGACGGAGUGGAGAAGCUCCCCCUCCCGCCCCGUUUACGACUAUACCUCAAAGAGUACCACUACAGACAAAGGGUCCGCAUUCGACGCCUGGAACCGGACUUGUACGAGCACCAUCACUGCUAGCACCCUUGUCAGUCGGUGUUAUCGAGUUAUUUCUUUGCUCACCACAGUUGGUGUAAACAGUCGUAUAGAUGUCCGCGUCAAUGUUUCAAUUACUGCUUGAACCAGGAAUGGAACCUAGAGAGCGCCCUAGGUGAGACCUCGUAGGCGCCCCUAACUAGUUUUGGCGCCACCGUCACUCGCAGUCGACCGCGGCGCCCUCUGUAUCCUGGGCCCGGCACUUGUCUAGUUAGCCUCAGGGAUAAUACAACUGCCGAAACGUCUUUCUAGUGCAUCUAGAAUGACCUGGAGUGUUGUCUCAAAGUACUAUCGUGAUAUUUGUCUGCCUGGAUUAUAGAAGAGACAGAAUGAAAUAGCAUUGCUUUUACAAUUGGCGACCUUUCCAAAGGAAGCGUUAUUUGCCAUUCAUAUUUCUACAUAAUAUAUAUAUAGAAGGCAGUAUACCAAAAUAUCUUGAAACAUGGUGACCGCUCUCCAUUGACUCCAAUAUAGACCUUAUUCCCGAUGCUUAGAGACUACUUUUGUACCAACACGCAUGUACUAGGUCGACCUGUACCGGACUAUGUAACACAAUCUAAGAAUCUGAAUUACACACACUUGUAAUUGUUGUAUCGUCGUGAAACUCGGCAGUUGUAUGUAGAUUAGACGACAAUACAAUAUUAUGGUGCCGUCGAGCUGGUUUGACCUGGUCUGGAAGGCCCAAUCCUCCCCCAUCCUGAAAUCCCUAAUUCCCCAACGUACUUGUAACUCUUCCAGUGUCCCGGGUGUCCAUGGGCGACACCGAUUGCUUACCAUCAGGUGAUCCGUCUGCUCGUUGGUCCUAUACUAUAAAAAUAUAUGGCUUUCAGUAUAUCUUGUGCUGCCGUCUUAUGUACUACUUCUGCUGAAUACAGUGUUUUAUGUAUAAUUCAAAGUGUACAUUCGUAUGGAGAAGAACGAGCAAGAAACUCCAUCGUCGACUCUUUCGAUUUAGAAUAACGUCUUCACUGUAUUCAGUAAAACAAAGUACCUAUUAGACAAUUUACAAAAAUAAUGUCUGAAGUUAAUGAUAAAUAUCAUGGCAAUGUUACAUGCAUGCGCCUAGCCCUACUCUUCCCGCGGGUGUCGUAUACCCGACUGAGGGAUUUCAUGUUUGACGACC
Molecule: messenger RNA, 1558 nt
Organism: Spodoptera litura
Lineage: Eukaryota; Metazoa; Arthropoda; Insecta; Lepidoptera; Noctuidae
Biological process (GO): intracellular signal transduction; phosphatidylinositol phosphate biosynthetic process
Cellular component (GO): phosphatidylinositol 3-kinase complex
Molecular function (GO): 1-phosphatidylinositol-3-kinase regulator activity
Source: RefSeq, a predicted model, not a curated record